GAGGAGCCAUGGCUGUGGAGGUGCGGCGAGUAUCCGCAUGGGUACGGGUGCUGAUGGGGAUGGCGAUGCUGGUGCAGGUGUCCGUCGUCGCGGCAGAGUUGCAUCAACGGGCGGGUGCUCGUGUCCCUCUGGCAGCCCUGAAUCGACCCAAUCAGGCCAAGGUGGAGCGCAUGUCAGAUGUGUCGGUCAACUUUCAAGAAUUUUUCCUUGAUCAUCCCCAGCAGGCCGUGUCCAUCGCAGACCUUGACAAAGCUGACACUGAAGACAUUCCUCAAGAUGAGGUUCACGUCAAGGAUCAGCGCCCGUCUGGUACCCCCAUGGAGCUCCUCAAGAGCCUUUUGCGCACUGGCGAGGUGCCCGACAAGUUUAUCCGCCAUCGUCAUCUUUCCUUCGAUGCACUCACCGGCUUGAUUGGCACGAUCAAGAGCGCAGCCACGGCUGGCUCCGUGCUGGAAAUUGGCCUCGGCGAGAUUGCCCUGGCACUGGCCGAGGAAGACCUGAGCAUCAUCACGGUCGUGCCCCUGAGCUACAGCGCGACUUACCAGGCCAUCCUAUCCGAGAGCAGCAGCCGUCAUCUGCCUUAUGUUUGCGCUGCUGCUUCAGGUCGCAUGUCCGAUACCGUCUCAACCCUAGAUCAAAACCCCCAGCUGUUCUUCCACACAAUUGUCGUGUCCAACAUCAAGGCUCUAGCUGAGGGCCUCUCAAAGGACCAGCUGGCGACGAUGUUGGGCCGCCUCAUGCUUGUCACCAGUCGACUCAUCGUUGUCGACUCGAAUGAUGAAGAAUCACGCACCAUUCUGCGUCAAUUUAGCAGCGUCUCAAAGCUCUUGGAUGCUGCUGCAGCCGCUGUUGCCGUCAAAGCCAGCAAUUCCGUUGAAUCGUCUUAUGCGACCGCCUCCAUUCAAAAGUCGACGCGCGAAUUGACUACCGAGGCCUGCAAAACCCUCGUGGCGGCCACCAUAACUUUGGGAGACCAAGCCGUGCAUUUUAGCGUCAACUUCCCACGCUCGCCAAUUCUGCACGGCAUUGCCACGCUCAACUUGCAGCGCAUCACCAAAAAGAUGCUCUUUCGCACACUGGUGGCCGAGGUCGACACCGUGCAGCUGGAGGCCGAUUCUCAGCUCAUGGGCUCGUCUGAAGUGGUGGUGUACCUGGACUCGCAUGGCAUUGCCACAGCACCGGCCCCCAAGAUGGAUUUUCUCUUUCGUGGCCGCAUCUGGACACCGGGCGCAGCGACAGAAACAGCCUUGCAAGGCGCUGUCAUGGAGGGCCUCGACGAGCUACAUAUUUCUGAGGGGGCCUACCCAAAGGCUUUGCCCCCGAAAAGCAACUCUGCCGACGGUGGCGGUGGAUUUUGGGACCAAUGGGGCCUCCGGCGUCUGUUGUCUGUCGACUCGGAAGCGGCGAGCCCGCCAUCGCGCUCAAAUUCCGACCCAAGAGAGGAUGCUGCGCGACAGCUCUACAAGCAUGUUGAUCUCGACUAUGAUGUCCCCAAACCAGCGGACUUGAGCAACAGCAGCCCACCCCGCCCAGAUAUGCCGUCGCGCACACGCCGGCGAUUGCUGGCCGCUUCUGGCACGACAGAUGAGGCAGCCUUACGCACCUUGCUGGGCAUAUCAGGCACGGGCGACAGUGCCAGUGCUGCCUUUGAUGUGUAUUGGUCCAUCAUUGCGGAUAUGGCUAGCGAGGCAGCCGAGCACCGGGUAACAGCCGGGGUAGAAGCCAAGGCCGUGCCCAUGGCUGGCUUUUGCUACGGUCGCGUUGUGGGCAUGGCGUGCCACAAGCUGGCCAAGAUGUUCGCCAACGGCAACUUCAUCACUGCAGUGCCGGGUCGGGCCAACUCACAACGCUACUCAACGUUUGCUAGCUCAGCCUACACGGCAAAUGUGCGCAAUAAUCUUGUGCUGGCGAGCUACCUCGAUUACCACAAGGUCCGCCAGCUGGCCAGCGUGCCGGAUCUGGCCGAGAUCCAAAUACUCGGCCAAGAGGUCUUUGAGGCACUUCCAGAGCUCGGCGUGGCCUUUUUGCGGCAUCUAGGCCGGCUCUUGACGUUGUCUCGUCGUACCAUCAUCGAGCUGCUACCACCCGCCAAGCUACUGACCAUUGCCGCGGCUUUGGGUGACGAAGAUCGAAGCAACCUGCAGUAUCGCAUGGCAGGCCUGAUUCGCGCCGCAUUGGCGUCAGUUGGCGUGUCUGACACGACGGCGUCGAUUCGACUGCAUGUGCCUUUGGGCGCGGCGCAGGAUACGCGGCGCCUGCUUUCGGUUACGCUUGACAACUUUGAGCGCAAUGCCCACGUGUGCGAUCCAGCUCGCAAAUUUCGACUGUCAGUGUCAACCACACAAGUUCAGGCGACCUUUCCUCAAGAGCCCACGCCCUUUACACUGCAUCAUGCCGGGAAGGCUCUUUCGCUGCACUAUGCGACGAUUCUCGGGUUGAGCUCACAAACGCGCAAGCGCCUGUUCUUCGACUACCUGGAUACCGCCUAUCGGGAGGACAUGUGUCCCAGCAACAUCCUUCUUGUCAAUGGUCGCUUGGUGUAUCAUGAACUGCAUGAUCCAUAUAGUGCUUCGGAUCUCUCUGUUGGGGGCAUGGGUGAUAUGGACAGUUUUGUCGCAACCUUGAAGCGGGAGCUGCGCGGUCCCUUUAGCAUGAUUGAAUGGGGCAGCGGCAAAGGCAAACAGUCCGUUGCCAUCGCCAAGGCCUUUCCCGAUUCCACGGUGAUUUCAUUUGAUCGAUCACGGACAAUGGCACACGCUCACUGGGAGCGAAUCAAAGCGACUGAAGUUCGUAACAACAUUGUGGGCGAGGUGGCAACCAACGAAGCGUAUCUGCUGAAGUUUAUGGAUUGCCCGGAAUUUUUGCGCUACCAGUUUGUGAGCUGGCGCCAUUUGUUGGAGCUGAUGGGUGUCCUGAGUUCCGAGGCCAAGUUGGACAGCCAGACUUUGGCGGGUGUUCUCGGGAAGAUGUUCAGCAUCAGUGCCACGACCCUGUUCCAGAUGCCCAGUUCCAAAAUGUUGUCGCUGGCGGUAGUCACCUUUUUCCCAGAACUCAUUGGCAACGAGGAGAUCUCCUACCAAGCUUUUAAUCACCCAUAUCCCUUCUUUGAGAACUUUGCCAAGUCAACCAUCGAGGGCAUGGUGCGCAAACCGAGCCUCGUCAAAGCGCUGGAGUGGACGAUGACGGAGGUGGAAGGCGCCGUCGCAGGGCGCACGGACCUGACAGCUGGCUGGUCAUUGUUAAGGGUUGAUUUGCUCGAGUUGAGGCUGACAGUAAAUCACCAUUUCGACUACAAACUGGAUGGGCACAAGCGGCGCUACGAGCAGCAUCUCAAGGGCACCGCACCCAAUCAAUUUGAUGUUUGGCUGAUUCGAGAAAAGGAUGGGUUCAAGAUUCCUUACGAGGAGAUUCGAGCAGUGACUCUGAUUGCGCUCCUGCGCCUCAACCUCUUGAGCGAAAUCAAGGAUCGGUUGUACGGCGAGUUUUUGUUCAUGGGCGUUUUCGAGGACAUGGCGCCGUGGAACAUUGCGUUUCAAGGGGGCAAGCUGAUUUACAUUGAUUACGAUACGCGUGACAUCAACUUGACCAACGUUGUGCCCUUGGCUUAUCAGAUCAUGGCUGCGUUGAUGAACAUGGAGCGCACAGUGCGAGACUUUGGCCAUUGCCCCAACCAUGCCAAAAACAACUACAACAUUCCAUUUGUAUCGCACUGCAUGGGUGCUUCGCCAUUCCGAGGUCCUUGCGACGAUGAUAAAUAUCCCACACCCUGCGCUGACCACACCUGCCGUGAGACGUAUCUCCAAUGCCUGCAAGCCCUAUACAAGACCCAUCGCCAGCAGUCUGGUCGCGCGUAGGGGGGUGAUCGCGGGCCCAAGAUUUUAUUGACAUGUGAGCGAAUUGAGAGUCAACAAGAUC
This is a messenger RNA of Monosiga brevicollis MX1, 3915 nucleotides long. RefSeq lists its product as uncharacterized. Bases 9 to 3854 code for a protein of 1281 amino acids. The record is from RefSeq and is a predicted model, not a curated record. NCBI's taxonomy places the organism in Eukaryota, Choanoflagellata, Craspedida, Salpingoecidae. The transcript is spliced from 17 exons.